This is a messenger RNA of Staurois parvus, 1105 nucleotides long. The record is from the annotation of a GenBank genome assembly. NCBI's taxonomy places the organism in Eukaryota, Metazoa, Chordata, Amphibia, Anura, Ranidae.
AUGCGCAGAGCUGACACACAGACAGGUAGUACAAUGGCUGGAAAGGUGUUGGUGACUGGAGGUGCUGGCUAUAUAGGUAGCCACUGUGUCCUUGAACUGCUUGAAGCUGGAUAUGAACCAGUGGUCAUUGAUAAUUUCCACAAUGCUAUUCGAGGGGUCAAUGGUCUUCCUGAAAGUCUACAGAGAGUGCGAGAAAUUGUGGGCAACAAGAAGAUUGAGUUUGAGGAGGUGGAUUUGCUAGACCGGGCUGCCCUGAACAGUUUGUUUGACAAGCACAAGUUCUCUGCUGUUAUGCAUUUUGCUGGCCUGAAAGCCGUUGGAGAGUCUGUGGAGAAGCCAUUGAUGUAUUAUAAGGUGAAUCUUACUGGCACAAUCCAACUCUUGGAGAUAAUGAAUACUCAUGGUGUAAAGAAAAUUGUGUUCAGCAGCUCUGCCACAGUCUAUGGUGAUCCCAAGUAUCUUCCGUUAGAUGAAAAGCACCCAGUUGGUGGAUGCACAAAUCCAUAUGGAAAAACAAAAUAUUUCAUUGAGGAAAUGAUCAUGGAUCAGUGCAAAGCUGAUGAGGAAUGGAGUGCCAUUCUCUUGAGGUAUUUUAACCCCAUUGGAGCCCACAUAUCUGGUCGUAUUGGAGAAGAUCCUCAGGGAAUUCCAAAUAAUCUGAUGCCGUACGUCUCACAGGUUGCUGUUGGAAGACGGGAACAUCUGAAUGUCUUUGGAAAUGACUACAAUACACCAGAUGGGACAGGGGUUCGGGAUUACAUUCACAUAGUAGAUCUGGCCAAGGGUCACAUUGCUGCUCUCAUUAAACUGCAGACCAGUAGUAGCUGUAAGGUAUAUAAUCUGGGCACUGGCGUAGGAUACUCUGUAUUGCAGAUGGUGACAGCCAUGGAAAGAGCAUCAGGCAAAAAGAUUCCAUAUAAAAUAGCAUAUACCAAGAAGCAAUGGACGGUUUUUUUUUUUUGUCAUGUUGCUACAUGCUAUGCAGAUCCAACCCUGGCUAAAGAGGACCUUGGCUGGAAGGCAGAAUUUGGCUUGGACAGAAUGUGUGAAGAUUUAUGGCGGGUGGCAGUCCUUAAACCCAACCGGGUUUAGCACUGAAUCCUGA